UCUUCAAAGAAAGUUCAAGCGACUGAAGCAUACAUACAUUUAAAGUGUUUUCUUCUCCCUCCUUUCUUCUCUUUUCACCCCAGUGUUCCCCGAGCCCCUGUAACUCUCCCUCUCUUUCCUCAUAAUGCCCCCAUUUCCCACACAGUUUGACUUUUGACACAUUACCUCCACUGGAGCAUUACUCACCCAACCUCCACAGCACCCCCCAUCUCUGUCCCACCCUCCUUAACUUCCCUCCUUCUUCCCUUGUGCAGAGUUUAUAAGUCAGUACCCACAACUGUUGGCUCAGUGUGAAGAGCUGUACAUAUAGAGAAGGAGACACAGCUGGAAAACAGGGUGACAAACACAUCUGAUAUAGAUACUCUCUUUAGAGCUUCAUCAUGCGUGCGUUUAGGGUCUGGCGUGUGCUGUGGUUGCUUGGCUUCAUGAGUGCAUCCUUGUGUAUGAAUGAGGUUGAGGAUGAAGGGAACUACGCAGAUAACUAUGACAAUGAGAUCUCUCAGGACCAGCAGGAGGGUGGAACUGAGACCACACCAUGCCAGGCUGCAGAGUUCACUCGCUGGGACAAGCUUUUCAUCGCUCUGGAGGACUCCCACAUGAGACAAAACAUGCUGCUGGAGUCUCUGGAGCAGUGCUGUGGAGGAAUGGUCUCUCUCAGGACCCAGGUGGACAAGCUGGCAAAGGGGACAUGCCAACAGUGUUUACCUAGCCUAGAGUCAGCAUGCAGGGCUCAAGCAGAGCAGGCAAGUGUCAGGCUGCAAAAAGGCUUAGCGGAGCUCCGGGAGGAGGAAGCAGAGAGGGCAACGAGGUUAAGCGCACACUUGCACCAGCUCCUGCGCAGUAGCAGUGAGGGGAAUAUCCGGCUGAGGCGGCUGGAGGAAGGUGGAGGCCAGAGAGCGGUGCCCACGAUGGGCAGCCAAGCAACAGCGAGACCUGGAGGUAUAGGGGCAGGAUUUGGCCUGGGGAUGAAACCAGUUACAUCUGGCCUGAAGGAGCAGGAGGUGACUUCACCAGUGGACUUGGCCACAAUGAAAGAGGCCCUGGUUGCCAUAGCAACAGAGCUGCAGAAGGUUCACCUGCAGCUGAGCAGAGUGAUAGAGGAGGCAGGGACACUGAGGAAGGGCAGAGGGGACACAUGAUUGCCCAUGGGGGAAAAAUAAUAGAUUGACUGGGGACACUCCAGUGAUAAUGAUU
This is a messenger RNA of Epinephelus fuscoguttatus (brown-marbled grouper), 1194 nucleotides long. RefSeq names its product pentraxin-related protein PTX3-like. Lineage: Eukaryota; Metazoa; Chordata; Actinopteri; Perciformes; Serranidae. The record is from RefSeq and is a predicted model, not a curated record. Gene Ontology annotation, biological process: innate immune response. The coding region runs from base 381 to 1139 and encodes 252 amino acids. Gene Ontology annotation, molecular function: complement component C1q complex binding. The transcript is spliced from 2 exons.